Molecule: messenger RNA, 2613 nt
Organism: Scomber japonicus (chub mackerel)
Lineage: Eukaryota; Metazoa; Chordata; Actinopteri; Scombriformes; Scombridae
Gene: slc8a2a
Product: solute carrier family 8 member 2a
Exons: 12
Coding region: 28-2613 (861 amino acids)
Biological process (GO): cell communication; sodium ion transmembrane transport; calcium ion import across plasma membrane
Cellular component (GO): postsynapse; axon; sarcolemma
Molecular function (GO): calcium:sodium antiporter activity
Source: RefSeq, a predicted model, not a curated record
GACAAAGUGGUGUGUAGACCUGGUAUCAUGCUGCCAGUGUGGAUGCCACUCAACCCUGCGGUGGGGGAGCAGACAGGGAGAGCUUUGAUCUACUUCCUCUGUCUCAUGUACAUGUUCCUGGGUGUGUCCAUCAUUGCAGACCGCUUCAUGGCAUCUAUAGAAGUCAUCACCUCUCAGGAGAAAGAGGUGACCAUCACUAAACCUAACGGUGAAACGACGGUAACGACAGUACGAAUCUGGAAUGAGACUGUGUCCAACCUCACACUCAUGGCCCUGGGCUCCUCUGCGCCUGAGAUCCUGCUUUCUGUUAUUGAGGUGUGUGGACACAACUUUAAUGCAGGGGAGCUGGGCCCGGGGACCAUAGUGGGCAGCGCUGCUUUCAACAUGUUUGUUAUAAUUGGUAUUUGUGUGUGGGUGAUCCCCGAUGGAGAAUCUCGCAAGAUCAAACACCUGCGUGUGUUUUUUAUUACGGCUUUCUGGAGUAUUUUUGCCUACAUUUGGCUCUACCUCAUACUGGCUGUCAUCUCACCUGGGAUUGUAGAGGUGUGGGAGGCCAUAGUGACGCUGCUUUACUUUCCCGUGUGUGUAAUCUUGGCUUGGAUCGCUGACCGUCGCCUACUCUUCUACAAAUACAUGCACAAGCGCUACCGUGCCGACAAGAGACACGGCAUUGUGGUGGAAAUGGAAGGUGACCUUACACCCAAAGGCACUGACGUGAUCAUGGAUGGAAAGUUCUCAGACGGCAGUUCGUGCCCUGGAAACUCCUCCAGUGUGACCGUGUCUGUGCAGACGGGCAAUGAACUAGACCAGAACAAAGAUGAGGUGGUCCGUAUCCUGAAAGACCUAAAGGAGAAACACCCAGACAAAGACCUUGACCAGCUGAUUGAGAUGGCCAACUACUCUGCUCUGGUUCAUCAGAAGAAGAGCCGCGCCUUCUACCGUGUCCAGGCCACACGCAUGAUAAUCGGUGCUGGAAACAUAUUAAGGAAACACGCUGCUGAGCACACACGUCGCUCUGGUACUAGAAGCCAUGAGGACAUGGCCACAUGCUCUCAUAUUUGUUUUGAAAGUGCGCAGUACCAGUGCACUGAGAACUGUGGUACACUGACCCUCGGGGUGAUCCUUGAGGGAGGCACAGGACAGAACACUUUCUAUGUGGAUUACUGUACAGAGAAUGGUUCUGCUAAUGCCGGAGCAGACUAUGAAUUUACUGAAGGGACCUUGGUGUUUAAGCCAGAAGAGACCCGGAAAGAGAUCAAGGUGGGCAUCUUGGAUGAUGACAUCUUUGAGGAGGACGAGCAUUUCUUUGUACGUCUUCAGAACCUGAGAUUAGACAAAGGUGGAAAUGAGGAGAUGGGAACUCCACCCAAGGGUAGACUAGUGGAGCCGUUGGUCGCCACCAUCACUAUCUUGGAUGAUGACCAUGCUGGCAUCUUCACCUUUGGUCAGCGGGUGCUGCGAGUGAGUGAGAGUACAGGCGUGCUGACGGUGACUGUAGUGAGGAACUCGGGCUCCAGGGGCACCGUUGCUGUGCCGUUCCAUACGGAGGAUGGCACUGCCAAGUCGGGAGUGGACUACGAAGAGACCAGAGGGGAGCUGGAAUUCACCAAUGAACAGACCAGUCAGACCUUACAAGUGCGUAUUAUAAAUGUGGAGGAGUACGAGAAGCAAGAAAACUUCUUCAUUGUGCUUGAGGAUCCCAAAUGGCUGAAGCGAGGAAUCUCAGCACUGCUGCUAAAUCAGGGUAAGAUAGGUUUGGGCAACCCCACCCCUGAGGAGGAAGAGGCCAGGAGGAUCUCAGAGAUGGGCAAACCCAUUCUAGGAGAGCAUAGUAGGCUGGAGGUCAUCAUAGAGGAGUCCUGUGAGUUUAAGAGCACUGUGGACAAACUGCUGAAGGACACAAAUCUGGCUGUGGUGAUUGGCUCUCACUCAUGGAAAGAGCAGUUUAUUGAAGCAGUCACAGUCAGUGCAGGUGAUGGAGAUGAGGAGGAGCAGCGAAUGCCGAACUGCUGUGACUAUUUCAUGCACAUAUUUUGCAUUUUCUGGAAGAUCCUGUUUGCCUUCGUGCCGCCCACUGGGUACUGGAAUGGCUGGGCGUGCUUCAUAGUGUCAAUCACUGUCAUCGGCUUCUUAACAGCCGUCAUCGGGGACCUUGCUUCCCAUUUUGGCUGCACAGUAGGCCUGAGAGACACUGUCACUGCGGUGGUGUUUGUGGCACUGGGAACAUCACUUCCUGAUACCUUUGCCAGUAAAGUGGCUGCUACUCAGGACCAGUACGCAGAUGCAUGUGUGGGAAAUGUGACAGGAAGCAACGCAGUUAAUGUGUUCCUGGGCAUUGGGGUGGCCUGGUCUGUGGCUGCCAUAUACUGGCAAGUCAAAGGUAAGGUCUUCCGCGUGGACCCCGGUUCGUUGGCCUUCUCCGUCACGCUCUUCACCAUUUUUGCCUUCUUCACUAUGGGAGUGUUGAUGAUACGCCGGAGACCGUCCGUAGGCGGCGAACUGGGAGGCCCACGGUCCCUUAAAAUCCUCACGUCACUGGUUCUCUUUGGACUCUGGUUCCUCUAUGUCCUCUUCGCCAGCUUGGAGGCCUACUGCCAUAUACAAGGCUUCUGA